AUGCCGCUGCCGGUGCUCUUGCUGCGGGCGGCGGGCGCCUGGACCCGGCUCCGGCCGCCCUCCGUGCCGGGCCGCAGGUACCGGGGAGCGCGGGGCAUCCCGGGCGGAUCCCGGAGCCUCGGCUCCCUCGGGAACCCCAUCUCCGGCUGGGAGCAGCCCCGGCUCGGGGGUCGCGGGGGUCCCGGGGUGCGAGUCGGGCUGCGGGGAGCCAGGGCGGCGGGAUGGGAACCGGGGCGGGGGCAACACGUGGGCAGGUAUUGGGGUGCCCCGGGCUGCCCUGCUGGGAGGAGGAGCCGCCUCUGGGCGCGGUGCGGGGCGGGGACCUCGCGCUCUGCAGCCUGCGGCGUCCGGGGUUCCCAGACUCGCGGGAAGGAGGGAGCGCCCCAACUCCUGGCGGGGGAUUGGACUGCGGGACCCCGGGCGGUCCUGGGGGGUCCCGGCUCCCUUGGGGGCGGGAACACAGCUCCUGGUGAGGGAGAUGGGAUUCUGAGGUGCCGGGGCUGGUCCCUGGGGGCUCCCCUAGGUUCGCUCACCCCCAGGUUCACUUCACCCACCUCUCUCCGCAGUUUCAGGUAUGGGGGGCGCCUGGGGCUGGCCGUGCCCCCCCGGCCGCCCCCCGCGCCCCCGGCCCCGCGCUCCCGGCUGCUCCUGGUGGGCUCGGCCUCGGGCUGCGUGCUGCUGGGGCUGCUGCGCACGGCCGCGCGCUGCCAGGAGGCCACCACUGUCCCCGCUGUCCCUGCUGUCCCCCCUGCCGCUGCCGAGCCGCCAGAGCCCCCCCCGGAGACCCCCUUUGACUGGCCCCUGUUCUGGACCUUCCUGCGCCCGCAGCUCCUGGCGCUCUCCGCUGCUGUCGUGCUGGCGCUGGGCGCAGCCCUGCUCAACGUGCGCAUCCCGGUGCUGCUGGGCCAGCUGGUGGACGUGGUGGCACGGUGUGCCCGCGGCCAUGUGGCCACCUACCUGCGGGAGGUGCGGCGCCCGGCCCUGCGCCUCCUCGCCGUCUACUGCCUGCAGGGCCUGCUGACCUUCGGGUACAUCGCCCUGCUGGCCCGCGUGGGCGAGCGCGUGGCCGGCAACAUGCGCAAGGCUCUCUUCAGCGCCCUGCUCAGGCAGGAGGUGGCCUUCUUUGACGCCACGCGCACGGGGCAGCUGGUGACACGGCUGACGGCCGACAUCCAGGAGUUCAAGUCUUCCUUCAAGCUGGCCGUCUCCCAGGGCCUGCGCAGUGGCACGCAGACCGCCGGCUGCUUCGUGUCGCUGUACCUGCUCUCGCCCAAGCUCACGGGGCUGCUGCUGGUGGCGCUGCCGGCGCUCGUGGGCGCCGGUGCCUUCAUCGGCGCCUUCCUGCGCGGCCUGUCCCGCCAGGCACAGGAGCAGGUGGCCAAGGCCACCGUGGUGGCCGACGAGGCGCUGGGCAACGUGCGGACGGUGCGCGCCUUCGCCAUGGAGGAGCAGCAGGCAGGGCUGUUCCGUGCCGAGGUGGACCGUGCCGGAUGUCUGAGCGAGCAGCUGGGACUGGGCAUCGCCGCCUUCCAGGGGCUCUCCAACCUGGCGCUCAACGGCAUCGUCCUGGGAACCAUCUUCGUGGGUGGCUCCCUGAUGGCUGGAGACCAGCUCUCCCCCGGUGACCUCAUGUCCUUCCUGGUGGCCUCGCAGACGGUGCAAAGGUCCUUGGCCAGCAUCUCCGUUCUGAUGGGCCAGGUGGUGCGGGGUCUGAGUGCUGGUGCCCGUGUCCUCGAGCUGCUGAGACUGGAGCCCCUCGUGCCCCUGCAGGGGGGGGGCACCAUCCCUGCUCACUCCCUGCUCGGACGCAUCUCCUUCAAUCAUGUUUCCUUCAGUUAUCCCACCCGGCCUGGCUACCCUGUCCUGCAGGACUUCAGCCUCACCCUGCCCCCCUGCCAGACUGUGGCCAUCGUGGGCCCCUCAGGAGGAGGGAAGUCAACGGUGGCAGCGCUGCUGGAGCGGUUCUACGAGCCCACGGCAGGAACCAUCACCCUGGAUGGGCACGACAUCGCCGGCCUGGACCCCUCCUGGCUGCGGGGGCAGGUCAUCGGCUUCAUCAGCCAGGAGCCGGUGCUGUUCGGCACCACCAUCAUGGAGAACAUCCGCUUCGGGAAGCCAGGAGCCUCUGAUGCUGAGGUGUACGAGGCCGCCCGGCUCGCCGACGCCGACGGCUUCAUCCGCAGCUUCCCCGAGGGCUACAACACCGUCGUGGGCGAGCGCGGCACGGCGCUGUCCGGGGGGCAGAAGCAGCGCAUCGCCAUCGCCCGGGCGCUGCUCAAGGACCCGGCCGUGCUGAUCCUGGACGAGGCCACGAGCGCGCUGGACGCGCAGGCGGAGCGGGCGGUGCAGGCGGCGCUGGAGCGCGCUGCCGCCGGCCGCACCGUGCUGCUCAUCGCGCACCGCCUCAGCACCAUCCGCGGCGCGCACCUCAUCGCCGUGCUGGCCCGCGGCCGCGUGGCCGAGGCGGGGACCCACGAGGAGCUGCUGCGGCGGGGGGGUCUCUACGCCGAGCUCAUCCGACGGCAGACGAAGGAGGGGUCCUGAGGCGUCCCCGCGCUGCUCCCCCCCCAAUAAAGCGGCGCUGCCGCGCGGACCGGGC
This is a messenger RNA of Melospiza melodia melodia, 2599 nucleotides long. It is a transcript of the gene ABCB8, whose product is annotated as ATP binding cassette subfamily B member 8. The record is from RefSeq and is a predicted model, not a curated record. The transcript is spliced from 16 exons. The coding region runs from base 1 to 2544 and encodes 847 amino acids. NCBI's taxonomy places the organism in Eukaryota, Metazoa, Chordata, Aves, Passeriformes, Passerellidae. Gene Ontology annotation, cellular component: membrane. Gene Ontology annotation, molecular function: ABC-type transporter activity; ATP binding; ATP hydrolysis activity. Gene Ontology annotation, biological process: transmembrane transport.